GCUUUGUCUUUACCCAGCGCCGCCGAAAUCUUGCCGUGCAGCCAAGACGCAGGGUUCAAAGCGCCGAUCACAGGAACAGCACCAGACGACUUGGUUUUGGAAUACUGGGAGAGAGUGAGUGGGAAGGGCCGUCAGCGGGUUGGGCGCGUGCCUGUUCUGUGCACGGCAGAUUGAACAGCAGGACACACCAAAGUCUUCGAAGCCGAAUGGAAGAAUGCGACAUCCUUGUUUACCAUCCCGGAGAAGUAGCUGACGAAGCGGUCAGCAACCGGCGAUAUUUCACGCAUAGGUGGCCCACCAGGCCUGGAUCUGCGUCGCGUGAGGAAGGAUACUCUGAAGGCGGGGAGGCACCACUCACGUCGUGCUCGAAACCGUACUUGGUGUCAGAUGCAUCGCGGCCCCAGACUCCGUCGAAAUGAAGCGACUUGUCCGCUCGUUCAACUGCUGCCGCAGGCCCGAGCACCUUAGCGGAGGGGUAAGCCUUCUUGAAUUCACCUGGGGGCCUGGAAUAUGGUGAACAGAAUUAGCGCUGAUGAUAUACCUGGAAGCGUUUGGCUGCGAUUGCGGGGGAAACUGAACAGACGCACUGUACAGGACCCAACUCGUCUAUCUUCGCCUUGGUCUCAGGGUUUAAAGGCGUGGAGGCAAGCACCCAGACGCCACCAUCGCUGAGUUUGAUAGCGGUUGACCUUCCACCGAUUGGCAUGAUCCCAAAACGAGCAAAAGGACUGAGAGACGGUCAGGAAUAGAGCGAGACGGAGAGAGUGAAUUCAUUUCAGUCACCGAGAGAACGUCCACACGUUAUUGGUCACCUAAGGGAGAUUUAGCGAGCUCGCCAAGUUGUGCAGGAAUAUACUAGCCUCUCGUAUGACAGUGAGUUUGUCUCCCAUGUUGGAAGAGUAGAGCUGAGUGCGAUAUUGGCGAGAACUCUGGAGUCUGCGCGAAUGGG
Messenger RNA from Mycena citricolor, 949 nucleotides. Lineage: Eukaryota; Fungi; Basidiomycota; Agaricomycetes; Agaricales; Mycenaceae. The record is from the annotation of a GenBank genome assembly.